Molecule: messenger RNA, 6464 nt
Organism: Helicoverpa zea (corn earworm)
Lineage: Eukaryota; Metazoa; Arthropoda; Insecta; Lepidoptera; Noctuidae
Exons: 5
Coding region: 835-3117 (760 amino acids)
Biological process (GO): transmembrane transport; monocarboxylic acid transport
Molecular function (GO): monocarboxylic acid transmembrane transporter activity
Source: RefSeq, a predicted model, not a curated record
AAUUAAAUUAAUCAUCGAAUGAAUGCGUGCUAUGUAAAGUGAAUUACUAUUUCAUGAAUUAGUGCCGUUUACGUGUUACUGUUGCGUUAUGCUGUGGAGAUCCAAAUCUCAUUUCAAGUUUUGCAUAUCGUAAAUUGAUUCCUAUCAAUUCUUUACAGAAAUAGACAUCACAUGUUCACAGUAUAAUCCCACUAAAGUUUUCAUGAUCGGACUUGCAAAUCUUCGUUCUUGUAUCGUGGAAUCGGAGUGAACUGAGGAAUUGUAUGACCUCAGUGGUCAUGUCGUUCAGUGGUGCUUAGUGAUAACACGUAAUUUAACGUAUUGACCGAGGACACCUCAACAGAUAAUCUUUUAUCUGACUAUUAAAUAAUGAACGGUCGGGAGCGCGCGCUUUGCCGGCCACUUCGCAAGUGCGUCCGCGCUAGUUCGGAGACGGACGCUCGGCGAGAGCUCACAGUUCUUCUUUGACAUCAAACACGCUUCGGACUGGACUUCAAAUACCUUCACAACUAUCCAUAUAAAGUGUCAAACAUAAGUGAACUUCGCUACUAUCAUAGUUCAGUGCUCCAAAAUUAUCGUGUUUUGAACUAGUGUCAGUUAGACAGAAUGAGGAAAUUCAACAAUCAAAUGAUAAUUCAGUGAGAAAUGUGGUUGUAUACAUUGAAAUUACCGGGAUUUGGCAGCAACAAGAACGUGUUGUACGAAGAGAGUGCCAAAAUGGCAAGACUCGAGCAUGAGGUCACGGCGGUGGUGUGGUGUCCGCAUGGAAGCCCGGCGGACUGCUAAUCAGGCGCUGCACAGGUUGCGUGCGCAGUUCCGUCGCGCCCUGCCGGAAUGGACCGCGCGCGCGUGUCGCCGCCGCCGGACUGCGCGAACCAUCGGCCGCUCGAAGGAGGACCCCGCGAAACCGUCAAUACCGCAGCCUCGCCCGCGGAGGCCCUAAGCGAGCCACAGAGUCCGCGGCCCGCGCCGCGCGCGCUAGCCUCCAUCCCCGAGAGCGAGCCGCUGCUCGCCGCGCCGCUCAGCGUCGCCGCCCUCGCCGACAAUGCGGCCCGCAAGCACAACGGCCGGCCGCUGCACGUGCAGUUCGACGCGCAGUCGCCGCCCGCGCCCGCCUCGCUGUCGGCCAGCAGCUCGGCGUCCAGCUCGUCCGACGAUGAGGACGUGUCUAUCGCCGAGGCCCGCCCGCCCGACGGCGGCUGGGGCUGGGUCGUCGUGUUCGCCUCCUUCAUGGUCAACCUCAUCGCCGACGGCAUCACCUUCAGCUUCGGAGUGUUCUUCCCGCACUUCCUCGAGUACUUCGGCGAGAGCAAGGGCAAGACGGCCUGGAUCGCUGGCAUCUUCAUGGCCAUGCCGCUGUUGUCGGGGCCCAUCGCCAGCUUCCUUACUGAUAGAUACGGCUGUCGGCGCAUGACGAUAUUCGGCUCAAUCCUAGCUGCCAUAGGAUUCGUCAUAUCCGCCUUCGUAGAUAAUAUGGAGACAUUAUUUUUAACUUUCGGCAUAAUGGCCGGAUUCGGAUUAAGUCUGUGUUACGUGGCGGCAGUAGUGAUAGUCGCAUAUUACUUUGAGAAGAAACGUUCUUUAGCCACCGGAAUUUCGGUUUGCGGUAGCGGCAUCGGAACAUUCGUGUUCGCGCCCCUGACCUAUGUAUUAUUAGAUGAAUAUGGGUGGCGCGGAACCACACUAAUAUUAGCUGGUUUAUUUCUAAAUAUGGCAGUGUGUGGACUGCUAUUUAGAGACUUACCGUGGACGACCACGAUGAAUGAAGAAAGGGCUAAGGAGAGGAAAAGAAAACGUGAAAGGAAACGGCUUAAACGUUAUCAAGCUUCGUCAGCUGAUAGCUUUUCGGACAGUAAAAGCAGUGCUGCGGGCUCUCAGAAGGUUAACGAGACCGCCGAUAUAGAAACAGUCACAUCACCAAUAGUUCCACAGUUCAGUUCUUUGGUGGACUUGCCAACAUUUAUGACGGGUGGGGAAGGAGUGUCACUGGAGGUGUUCGAGUUGAUGUCGAACAGGGGUCGUGCAUACGCCAUCCUUGCGCAGAACUACCCAGGGGUGAUGCUGCCUUCUAGAAGCUUCAGCGACAGUGGGCGGCUGCACGAGCAGUCCCCGCCGCGGGCACUGAUGUCCCCCACGGAGCGGCCCGGCGGCGCGGGCGAGACCGGGGCAACGCGCCCGGCGCCGCAGGGCACGGCGCCCAUCAACGACAAAGCAGCGCUGUCGCUGUGGCUGCGGCGGCAGGCCACCGGCUCCACUAAGAAGCCGCCGGCCUUCCUGAAGGACCUGCGUGUGCACAGACACUCGCUCACGUACAGAGGCGCUAUGCUCAACAUCAACCGCUACCGGCUGCGAGCGUCUUCCUGUCCUAACAUCUUCAGGAACUCUAUGACUACCAUUGCUAAAGAAAAGGUCCAGUGGUACGCCGGGCUUUGGGACUUCUGGGACUUAGCAGUGGAUGUUCUCGACUUCUCCCACUUCUCGAAUCCAGCGUUCCUGAUAUUCGCGAUCUCGAACUUUCUGCUGUACAUGUGGUAUGACGUGCCGUACGUGUACAUUGCUGACAACGGCAUGACGAUGGGCUUUAAUGAGUCCCAGUCGUCCAUGCUGAUUUCCAUCAUUGGGAUACUCAAUAUGUUUGGAGAGAUCCUGCUGGGCUGGGUGGGCGACUUCCAGUGCGUGGACGCGAGCGUGGUGUACGCGGGCUGCAUGGUGGCGUGCGGGCUGGUGACGCUGCUGAUGCCGCUGCUGCGCGGCUACGGCGCGCUGGCGGCCGCCGCCGGGGCCUUCGGCGCCGCCAUCGCCGCCAACUACUCGCUCACCAGCAUCAUACUCGUCCAGCAGAUCACGCUGGAGAACUUCACCAAUGCGUAUGGGCUGCUGCUGCUCAUACAAGGCGUUGCUAAUCUGAUUGGACCGCCGUUGGCUGGCUGGGUAUACGAUGUGACCGGCUCAUACGACCUAUCAUUCUACCUGGCUGGUGUGUUCAUCGGAAUAUCAGGCCUGGUCCUAUUCGUCACGCCGCUCAUACGCUGCGUCAAGUACUGCGCUAAGAAACCAACUGCCGAAGAAAUUAAGCCCAAUGGGGAUAUCAAGGUUAAUGGCAAGCUCAUGGUGUAAAGAAUAUCAGAGAGGAGGGAAUAUGAGAAAAUUGUUAACAAGUGCUAAGUUUACCCAUAUUGUGUUGUGAGAAGAAAAUAGGGUGAAGUAGAAUGGUCUUGGUAUGUACUUGAGAAGGAAAAUCAGGAUUGGAAUUAAAUGGUAAUUUGAAAAGGGAAUGCUUUUUGACAAGUGCAUAAAUGCAAAUCAAUUUUGUUGAAUCAUUAUAGUGAAAUGAUAAAGCAGUAUUUUAGACUUUGCCCUGAAUAAAGCUUUGGCUUCAGGGCUUUACACUUUAUACAGUGUAAACUAGAAAAUAAUAUCUAAAAAACAUGCAUAUAAAAUCAAAAGAUUUUCCAAAUAUAUGUGUUGUAUUGGAGAAUAAAUUUUCAGAUUUAUAUUGUUCUAAUUUUUCACAUUAAGAUUUUUUAAUUUUAGCAGAGGAUGUCAGAAAUCAUGGAAAUUUUAACUAACCAGUGCUAGUUAGUCUCAAAAUGCAUACUAAAAAAACAAAAUAAAUAUGUAUGAAUAUUAUUAUAUAACUUUUCUUAUGCCUGUGUGGUAGAAUGCAUGAACGAAACGCGACAGAGUGAUGUUAUACUAGACAUAAGACCUAAGUCUCCGCUCAAUGAAAACUUCCUUAAAAUAUAGCGACAUAAGUAUUUCUAGUGCUGUAUACACCCUAGUGUCGAUAUCGAUAUUUUAAAUAAUUGACAAAUCAAACUGAAUUAAGUCAAAGUGAGUUAGGCACUGUUUUACCACCUAUAAGAUAGACAAUUAGGCAUUGUCUACCAUUUGAAUACAUAAUUUUAAGAUCACUUUUAUGUAAUUAAUCUGGCUGAUAAGAAUCGAUGGUGAAUCAUUAUAUAGCAAUUGUGACGUUUAAUGAAUGUUAUUUAUAAGGAGAAGAGUAACUUAUAGUUACUAGGAAAAAAUAUAUGAAUCGAAUUUGUAAUGUAAAAAUGUAGUGCAAGUAGAAAUUCGGUACUAAGGUAUCAGGAAAUUUGGGAGAUAAUAAAAAGAUAUAUAACUUAAGAUUGCCGUAGAACAAAGUAUUUUGGCUUUGAGAAAUUAAUUUGGGUGUGGAAAUCACAAAUGAUAGUACAUGAAGAGUAUAACAAAGUGAGUUUUAGAAUGACUAAUAAGCAAUUUUCUAAUUAAUUAUUCUGGAAUUGUAAUGUAAAGUUUUUCAAUGGAGAUAGUGUAGAAAAAAGAGAUUGUUUUGCUGUGGAAGGUAAUUGCGAAAGAAAUGAAAAUAAUGUUGAGUAGGGAAUGGAGUUUUGUUGGAUUACAGUUGGUUGGUAAAAGUUGUAAAGUUUUAUUCAGGAAUACAUUGUUAACUGUCCUUUAUGUAAAUAUAUCUUACAUUUAAGGCAAGGAAUAAAAUGGUUCGUGUGGUUUUAAAGAUAACGGCCUAUUGAAUUGCGUUUAUAAAAAUGAUAGAAUAAAACUUUACAUAGAAAAGAAUCAGUCUUAAAUUGCUGUUCGUGCACUGAUUAAAAAAUUACAAAUGUACGUGUCGUUUAAAGCUGAAAUGUUCUUUUCAAUGUGUAAAUAACGUAAAAAUUAUUAACCUAAUUAUAACAAUAUUACUAAUUAGAAACUUUUAAAUCGAAUCUCCAAAGACUGCCCCGUAAAACUACUAACAAAUUAUUCGUAGUUUUAUGAAAUUCAGAAGCAUUAGAGUAGAUAAACUUUUGCUUUCAUUUCAUUAUCAACUUAGCUGUGAGUGCUGGCUCUAAGGGGGCUGGAUCCACCCUCAAAUAGUUACUAUCUGCUUCAUAAUAUUACACAAAUUAAAACCUUCUCUUUUUUUGGUAGUAACAGACUACCAAACGAGAAGGACACCAAGUCAUGAUUAUAUAAAUACCACUUGAUUUUCUCAAAAUAAAUAAUGUGCAUUAUUCAAAUACGUUGUAGUGUUAAGAAUAAAAAGCGCCGUGCAGUGAAACUCGUGUAAGAAUUGUCUUCAUAUUGAAUAAGAUACUUGGAAAUAAAUGCUGAUAUGUAUAAUCGAAUGAUCAUAGUGUAAAUAAGUUGAAUCGAGGAAAAAUAAACAAAUUAUGUACCAAAAAAAUGUUAUCAUGUAGCUUUGUUUGAAUUUUGUAGUCUUAGGUGUUAUUAAGAUUUAAUGUCUUCUAAGCUGACGAGCACUGUAUUACAUUAAAAUAAAUCUUUUUCAAAUAAAUCGUGGAAUAUCCUGUAAUAACCAGAUGCCUUAAGACUUGUAAUUUUUAUAAUAAUAUAGUGCUAUUUAAAAGACACAAAUAAUAAUAAUGAGUAAUUCAGUGCUAUUUGUAAUAUUCUAUCUCACUUUUAUCGAUAGUUUUUCCCAACACUAAAGUACCGAGGUCCUAAAUAAAAAAAACCCUUUGUUGUCUUUUAACUUCAUCUGGUCUGCAUGUCACAUUUAGAUAAUUAUACAAUUGUUUCUUUUUUGUCUCUUGAGAAACUUAUUUCUUUCAGUGUUAUACUUUUUAAGCGUGCUAUUUAAUGAUACAAAUAUUUUGUUUUUAAUAUCAUGACAAAGGAUUCGAAUGCAAUUUGUGAGUAACUAAUUGAUAAUUUGUUUGUGAUAUUUGUAGAAUAUUGUGCAAUAAUUUCGUCACCAAAAGCUCUUGCCAAAAUAACUCAAUGUGUGGAAAAUAUCGUUCUAAAUCGGGCAGCUUAUAUGUAUAUAAGUCGAAAUUUUAUUCUAUCAACAAAUAAACGUAUGUAUUCGAAGAGUUUGUUGCCCCGUUUAUCGAGGGAAUAGUUGCAUGUUCGGUUUGGUUUCUAUUAGGAAGAUAAUUGUCGCUGCUAUUUUAAAAUUGUAAAACAAGUCAUAAUGUAAACUGCGAUAAGAGUCAUUUUGCUCUGCACAUCACAAAUUACAGCUUCCAAAAAAUGCCAAAGUUGAAUCGACUAUCGCGUUUGACAUUUUGAACUCUAUUUCAUGCGCAACAGAGUUGAUAAUAAUGUAAUGGUCAUUAGCAUCACAAUCAAAUUUGGCUUCUGAGUAAGUUUCUAGAAUUUUUGAAGGAGAUAAGUUCCCAAAUGUCAAUGAUAUUGCAUUAUAAAAAAGAAUAGAGACAGUAACUAAUAUCCAAGUAACUAGGCAUGACAAAAACUUGUUCUGUGCGUUAAACAGCUGACAUCAAAUAUGGAUAAACUGUCUUCAUAUUUUUCAAUAUACCUAAUAUCAUUGCCAUACAAAAAUAAUUGUGUGUAUUUAAGUAGUUAAAUAAGUAUAAAUGUAUGUUUCGUUCGCAUGUGUCGGUCAUAACAUGUAAAGUGAUUGUACUAAACGGGUAUACAAACAAAUGUAUUAUGUAUAUAUCUGAUGCACCCUCUCGUGUGUAUGUUAGUAAAAUUCUUUUUUGAAUUUA